AUGGCAACUGGUUUAUCUCUCUUUUCUCUUAGCGGGCGCACUGCCCUCAUCACCGGUGGCACUCGCGGCAUUGGCCAGGCUAUGGCCUUUGCCCUGGCGGAGGCUGGGGCCGAUAUCAUUCUGGUGCAAAGAGACGCCUCCAAUACGGCUACGAAGGAGGAAAUUGAGAGCCGAAUUGGUCGCAAAGUACACAUUCACGUCGCGGAGCUGUCUGAUCGUAAGGCCGUUAAGAAUAUCGUCCCGGCAGUGACAAGCCAAGGAUUCAAGCCCGAUAUUCUCUUGAACUGCGCCGGUAUCCAAAGGCGACACCCGAGUCACCAGUUCCCAGAUGAGGACUGGGAUGAGGUCAUCGAAGUCAAUCUCUCUUCAGUCUUCGUCCUCUGUCGUGAAUUUGGCGCAUAUUUGCUUUCUCGGGACGUAUCCGAGUUUCCAUCCGGCCAUCGCGGAAAUAUCAUCAAUGUCGCAUCCCUCCUUACCUUCCAGGGUGGCAUCACUGUCCCUGCCUAUGCGGCUUCCAAGGGUGGUAUCGGCCAGCUGACCAAGGCUCUUUCCAAUGAGUGGGUGUCCAAGGGUAUCAACGUCAAUGCCAUUGCGCCCGGCUACAUUGACACCGACAUGAAUGUUGCGCUGAUCAACGAUUCCAACCGCAAUGCCGGUAUCAUGGCUCGUAUUCCCGCCGGUCGUGGCUCCAGCAGCUACGUUUCGGGAGAAUUGAUUACCGUCGACGGUGGCUGGAUGGGCCGGUAA
Penicillium maclennaniae is the source of this 747-nucleotide messenger RNA. Its product is annotated as putative 2-deoxy-D-gluconate 3-dehydrogenase. The coding region runs from base 1 to 747 and encodes 248 amino acids. The transcript is spliced from 3 exons. The record is from RefSeq and is a predicted model, not a curated record. NCBI's taxonomy places the organism in Eukaryota, Fungi, Ascomycota, Eurotiomycetes, Eurotiales, Aspergillaceae. Gene Ontology annotation, molecular function: oxidoreductase activity, acting on the CH-OH group of donors, NAD or NADP as acceptor.